Messenger RNA from Periconia digitata, 1231 nucleotides. NCBI's taxonomy places the organism in Eukaryota, Fungi, Ascomycota, Dothideomycetes, Pleosporales, Periconiaceae. The record is from the annotation of a GenBank genome assembly.
AAUGUUGACUGUUCUUGGUGCUACCCUAGGAGCCAUCUUUGGAAUCGCCGCCCUUCUGAUUCUGCUGCUAUUCUGUCUAAAGUAUAAAAAGAACAAGAGCAGGAACGGUCAGGCUGGAUACGUGGAAAAGGACCGUCUUAGUUUCGCUGAUCGGGGAGCCGAUUACAUGAGCGAGGCUGGGGGCCGUGGGCUGAAUGACAAAUUUGUCGAAGCGAAUGCCUCUUCCACUUCGCUUGCAAUCAUUGCCGGUCGUGCCAAUGGCCACAAGAAAGGCAUGGGAAGUGAUGCCAGUACAGCUGGCUUGAUCAAGAAGAGCAGCCCCCUCGGUUACUCCGAAACGGUCGAGUUGUCCAAGUUCGAUUUGAAACCUGAGCCCAACCCGGAGACCUUGGUCCGACAGAACUCGGGCCGCAUGCCUCCGCCGGUGACUGCUGCAAACGCAACACGUAGCCGUAGCUCCGGGUGGAGUCGCUACUUUGCCAAUAAUGAAGCUACAAACUUGGCUCAGAUGCCCAACGAUCGAUCUACCUUUGGCUCUGAGAGGACUAGCACCGGCAGUCACUCCAUGUACACAAACUCACAAAUGUACAGCCAGCCUUCUCAAGCCGUUGCGCCUCUCGAUUUGCCUAGGUUCGAUCAAUCCAAGUUUGACGGGCAACGCAUGAGCAAUGUCGUCCGCGGUAGCCCAUCUCUCGGCAACUCGCAAGAGGACUUGCCUGGACAACCAAUGCAGGCUCAACUUUCGCGUGCUGAUUCCAACGGCAGCACGAACUCGGGAUAUAGCCGCGAUGACCACUAUCUAAGGAACGGCGUCGAUAGCUGGUCACCUGUCAACAAUGAUGGUCGCCCCGCGAGUAGCAAUUAUACCGGGAGCGUCGUUAUCGAUGACUACCGCCAGCAGGCUGCCAGCCAGUAUUACCCCGACAACACGUCCUCGUAUUAUCCAAAGAGCAACAUGAGCUCAUUCUACCCUGGUCAGAAACUUGGUGCUCCCGAGAUUCGUGACAGCACGGCCACCGUCUUCCCCAGUGCGACACCUGCCCACAAUGUCGCACCUCAACCACAAAACAGCACCUACAGUGAUUUCUAUCCUGCCCCACCCCGCCUAGGAGCGGCACCCGAGGACCGUGAAAGCACAGUGACCGUGUUCCCCGGUAUCCAGCCGGGCGCUGAUCCCAAGGCCAACCAGACUGACAUGUCGUGGCUUAACCUGGGCACAAGCGCCAAAUGA